GAAAGAAAGGGAUCUGGGCUUCAGUUUGGUUUAGAUCUGAGAAGGAGAGUUACUCAGCGCCAGAUCAGUCCGCUUCCUCCUCUCGCCUGGAUUUUCUUUAUUAUUUUUUAAUUUUAUUUUAUUUUUGGGGGAUUUAUAACCAGAAAGAAGUGUUUCGUCUCCAAAAGACAGCAAGGAUUUUGGUGCACUUUGUUUCUUCUUGGGAAUGAAUCGCAUUGAAGUACAUGCUACCAAUUGUACCGGUGACAAAAAGCAGAUCUGAAGCCGUUAAAAGUGAAUCUGUUUCAGGCUGAGACUGACCGACAUGGAUUAUGUGACUUUCUGUUUUAUUCACUCCUAGCAAACACAAACAAUCCAUUCCGCAGCGAUCCUGGAGAAAACACGCUUCCACCCGCCUGGUUGUUUACAGUCUGAUCGGCCGAAUGCAUGCAUAUUGAACAGAAUGCUGCAUUGCAUUUAAUGCAUGCUUUUGUUACUCUAGAUGCAACAAAAUAGCCUCCACUCUAAUGUUGCGGUUUCGCCACCAGUGCUCUCCAAUUGGCUGUGCAAGCACUGCACGGCGUUUCUGUCACCGUCAUUAAUGUUCUGCAAAGACACAAUAAUCUGUGGUAUAUCCGUUAAAUAAUAAUAACAAAAAACCUAAUAGAUAUUCAAGUUGUCGUAUGUUCAGGACGAAACGUUCAGGUCUUGUGCGGCGACUCUGGAGAAGCCGUUUGAUCCCAGAUAAAGAAGGGGGAGAUGGAAAUGGCAAAACUAGCACCGGAGACGGCUGUAGGGACGAUCUGUUCUGCAACAACCCAGAGAAAAUUCCCAAAACGGAGUUCAGACCGAUGACCCCCUCUGGCGGGUCUGUAGUCAGGGACGUGGGGGGUGUGUGCUCCAUGGAGAGCAGCGGCGCUUCGGACCAAGAAGAUGCGGGUGCGAUGUGCGUCCGGGAGCAACGAGGGAGCCCCCGCUCCAUCCAGGACAGCGAGUGCAGGACAGUAACGUGCUGCUUGUUCACUGACCGGGACCACUCCGAGCUCAGGGCUGCAGAGACGGCUCAGGGCGCCAGAGAUCCUGGCUCUUGCCACUUCAUGUUGAGGAGCCUCGGACCAGGAGGAGACAGCGGCUCUCCCGAGGCGCAGGAGGCGAUGCCGCGCGCGGUGCUGGAGCAGGAGCUGAAAUCAGCCACGUACUCCCUCCUGAAGAGGCUCAAGGAGAGGGCGCUGGAUACUUUACUGGAGGCGGUGGAGUCCAGGGGUGGCAUGCCGAGCGACUGUGUGAUGAUUUCCAGGACAGAGCUGAUUUUGGGCGGACAUGUGGCGUCCCCUCAGCUGCUGGCGUGUAAAGUGUACCGCUGGCCCGACCUGCAACAGUCAGCCCAGCUCAAACUGCUGUGUGAGUGCAGGAGCUUUGGGGUUCCGGACAGUCCAACAGUGUGCUGCAACCCCUAUCACUACAGCCGACUCUGUGGCCCAGAGUCACCUCCUCCUCCAUAUUCAAGGCUUUCCCCUAACGAAGAACACAAGCCACUGGAUCUGUCUGACUCCACUUUGUCUUACACUGAAAGCGAGGCAGCCAGCUCACCAAACAUCACACCGGGGGAGUUUUCAGAUGCCAGCAUGUCGCCCGAUGCCCCAAAGCAGAGCCACUGGUGUAAUGUGGCGUACUGGGAGCACCGGACUCGAGUGGGCCGCCUCUACACAGUGUACGAGCACUCUGUCAGUAUCUUCUACGAUCUACCUCAGGGCACAGGCUUCUGUCUGGGCCAGCUCAACCUGGAUCACCGCAGCAGCACCGUUCAGCGCACGCGAGGCAAAAUCGGCUAUGGGAUCCUUCUCAGCAAAGAACCAGACGGUGUUUGGGCGUACAACCGCAGCGAGCACCCCAUAUUUGUCAACUCGCCGACACUGGACAUGCCAAACAGCAGGACUUUGGUAGUGCGGAAAGUGAUGCCAGGAUAUUCAAUCAAGGUGUUUGACUAUGAGCGCUCGUGCCUCCUGAGGCACUCCACGGAAACGGACUUCCUGGAUGGACCCUAUGACCCCAACAGUGUGCGCAUCAGCUUUGCUAAGGGCUGGGGCCCCUGUUACUCAAGACAGUUCAUCACCUCCUGCCCCUGCUGGCUGGAGAUUCUCCUCAACAACCAUAGAUAACACUCACAAACUAUCCCAAAUAUCAUCUACCUAGAUUUAAUAUAAAGUUUUAUAUAUUAUAUGAAAUAUAUAUUAUACCUGUAAAUAAUGAGUCAUUUUUACAAUGUAAUUAUUUAUGUAUGGUGCAAUGUGUAUAUGGACAAGAGGACAAAAAAUGGAAAAAGCACUUUGGCAUAUAUAUAUAUAUAUAUAUAUAU
Messenger RNA from Nothobranchius furzeri (turquoise killifish), 2335 nucleotides. RefSeq names its product SMAD family member 6b (gene smad6b). Gene Ontology annotation, biological process: regulation of transcription by RNA polymerase II; anatomical structure morphogenesis; transforming growth factor beta receptor signaling pathway. NCBI's taxonomy places the organism in Eukaryota, Metazoa, Chordata, Actinopteri, Cyprinodontiformes, Nothobranchiidae. The record is from RefSeq and is a predicted model, not a curated record. Gene Ontology annotation, molecular function: I-SMAD binding; transcription regulator inhibitor activity. Gene Ontology annotation, cellular component: heteromeric SMAD protein complex.